CUCAGGCAUCGGUAUAUAUGAAAACUGACAGAUCUCUACUUUUCAGCGUGAACAAUCAGUUACAACACAAUUUUAAACUAAACUGUUAUGAACAUGGCCAUGUUUUAUUUUCAUGAAUGGUCAGUUGCAGUGAGGUGUGAAGCAGACCAAAAAUGCCUCCAAAGAAGGUAAAGGCAAAAGGGGUGGCUGUGGAUUUGGGGGAUCAGAGACUUCGCUGUGAAUGGGGAGAAUGCAUAGAGUCUUUUGUCUCCAUGCAGACGUUCAUCAAACAUAUGACAAAUCAUAUCAGCGACUACUACAAGACAUGGAAUGGACAUCAAUCAGGUCUGUUUGAAUGUAAAUGGAGAGAGUGUGGCUCCCAUGUAUCAGGACAGACCACAGACUUCAAUCGACACGUGUACUUCCAUGCUUUCCAUGUGAAAAUAAAAAAUGUGGGAACAGCCGUAGUGGAGAAGAGUAAGCUGACGCCUUGUCAGAUGGAUGGACAGAGUAGAAACCUCAUACCAGAACUCCCAGAGAGACUACAUUGUGGCUGGAGUAUGUGUGAGGUGGUGUAUGAUAACCCUGAGUACUUCUACAUGCACAUGGACAUGCAUGCCUCCAACUAUCCAGAUGGUAACCAUGUUCCAGGAGGUUGCAGGUGUCAGUGGGAAGGUUGUGAUGUGACAGUGAAGAGUAAGUACAAGUUACGAGAGCACCUGCGGAGUCAUACCCAAGAGAAGAUGAUAGCCUGCCCUGUGUGUGGUGCUCUGUUUGCCAGCAGGACCAAGUUCCUUGAUCACCUCAGGAGGCAGGGCAGUGUGGAAGGUAACACAGUCCAAUGUUAUGAAUGUUCUCACUGUAACAAACGGUUCACAUCAGAGAGGUUGUUGAGGGAUCACAUGAGGCAUCAUGUGAACCAUUACAAGUGCCCAUACUGUGACAUGACCUGCCCCACCCCUUCUGGUUUACGGAACCACCUGCGCUACAGACACACCGAGGAUCGACCAUACAAGUGUGACCAGUGUGAUUACAGUUGUAAAUCCUCACAUGAUCUCCGCAAGCACAUUGACACUCACACAGUCAUGAAGACGUUUCAGUGUCACAUGACAGCCUGCAAGUUUCAAACCAGAAGCUAUCAGAGCCUAUCACAUCAUUUUACUAAGGAGCAUCAGGGUUUAGAACCGGCCCGUUAUGCCUGCCAUGUUUGUAACAGCGUGUUUACCAGGGGACAUCAUCUGACUCUGCACCUCAAGCGAUUACACAAGUUUAAGUGGCCUUCAGGACACUCCAGAUUCAGGUACAAGCCUAAUGAGGAUGGGUUCCUUAGGCUGCAGACUGUGCGCUAUGAGAGUGUGGAAUUAAUGGAUCAGAUGGUGAAUGAUUCCUCCUCCAGUUCGUCUGCUAAUCAGCCAGAGCAGAAUCAGGAAAAUGUGGCACCUGCUCAGAAAACAGAUUCCUCAUCCAAUGUCCAGCAGCAGGCAUUGGCAACAGAUCAUUUGACCUCCAACAUGGCCACAGCUUCUGACACAUACAAAUCAGUCAGCAGUGAGAGUACUGACACAGACAAUAUGGCCUACAAUCUGCAAAUGUUAGGUGAUGUGGCGUUACAUGGCCCAUCAAGUACAACCAAGACUUACCAGAUGAUUUUACCCAGACCUGAGAUCUCUCAACCCAAUAGUGAUGAGCCGUUAUGUCAAGGUACCAGUCAAGUUACAUUGCAGGAAGCUAGUCAACAAAUUAUGAAAAGUACCAGUCAGGUGUCUGUCAGUAAUUUGAGUUCUACACAAGCAGCAGUCCACUGUCAUGUAGUGCCUAAUUUAGUCAGUAUUAGUCAGACAGAUUGUAACCAAGAGGCAGGGACACCUCAUAUCAUCACCUUGGAACACAUGGACCACUCUCCUGAGGGUGGUGAAGUGUAUACAUUCAGUGCCCCAGGGCCAGGCCAAUCUGUAUGUUACCAUGUGCCCUCUCAGUUUGUGCCCGAAGGGAAUCAGUCUCGUGGCUUUGUGCUAUGCAGUGCCUCCAUGGAGGUGGUCUCAGAAGAGAGUGGGCGGGAUGGCACGGAGGGGGCUGAAGACGAGGGCAUGGAAGGAGGAGAGGCUGAUAUAUUCCGACUGCAGAAGUCUAAAUCUAGAGACAGUCGGAGAACUCCAGUCCAGAGUCUGGGCACUUCUAGGUAGCAGAACUCCUGAGUAGUUAACGGGCCUUUCAUGUGAACCUAGUUGUGAGUGAGGCUGAUGUGUUCACACCACAAUAAACCAACCCGAAAGUAGAGCUGUUGGUAAUCCCAAGCUUUGAUCUUCAUAGAUCACCAGAUCUAGACAGUAAUGUCUUGUAACUGUCUGGAAGGAAGGAAAGCAUGGGAAGCACAGAGGGUUAAGAAGUGCGUAAUGUAGAGAGCUGAUUAAGGUGUGCAAUGCAUCGGUUGUGGGUUCAUUUCCCUCCUUGGACAGGGAAUUUGUGGAGAUGCCAGCUUUCACAGUUCAUAGGAAUAGGAACCUUGGUGGCCAUAAGUUGUCAAGGGCAUCAGUCCACACAAUUUUACUAUCAUUGAUGACCAGUUAUAAACGGUGAGCAAGUCUGUACGUCAGAAAUGUCAAAGUUUAUCAGAUGGU
Messenger RNA from Liolophura sinensis, 2597 nucleotides. RefSeq names its product histone H4 transcription factor-like. Gene Ontology annotation, biological process: anatomical structure development; regulation of transcription by RNA polymerase II. Gene Ontology annotation, molecular function: RNA polymerase II cis-regulatory region sequence-specific DNA binding; DNA-binding transcription factor activity, RNA polymerase II-specific. The record is from RefSeq and is a predicted model, not a curated record. The transcript has 9 exons. Bases 153 to 2162 code for a protein of 669 amino acids. Lineage: Eukaryota; Metazoa; Mollusca; Polyplacophora; Chitonida; Chitonidae.